UAGGGCCGGCCUGCACUUACAGGGCCACGGCAACCGAGACAAGCUGACCUGCAGCGCUGACCUGCCGGGCACUCUUGGUGCCUCAAGCUUGAUGAAGAGGACAACUCACUCACUGUGGACAUAGAGAAGAUGGAGCACAUGUCUCCCAGGCUGAGAGCCUUCCUUUCGGAACCCAUCGGAGAAAAGUAUGUUGCCUGGGUGGAUGGAAUCAGCCAUGAGCUUGCCAUCAAUUUGGUCGCCAAAGGUUUCGACAAGGCCUACAUCCUGUUGGGACAGUUCCUUCUGAUGCACAAGGAUGAAGUGGAGUUUCAGAAGUGGCUCAUCUCUUGUUGCGGUGCCACCGAGUGCGAGGCCCAGGAGAGUUCUCACUGCCUGAAGGAGUGGUGCUCCUGCUUCCUAUAGACACAC
Messenger RNA from Ailuropoda melanoleuca (giant panda), 408 nucleotides. It is a transcript of the gene BANF2, whose product is annotated as BANF family member 2. Gene Ontology annotation, molecular function: DNA binding. The record is from RefSeq and is a predicted model, not a curated record. Gene Ontology annotation, biological process: chromosome organization. Lineage: Eukaryota; Metazoa; Chordata; Mammalia; Carnivora; Ursidae. Gene Ontology annotation, cellular component: condensed chromosome; nucleus. The transcript has 4 exons. The coding region runs from base 130 to 402 and encodes 90 amino acids.